GAAAGAUUAACUUUUCAGUAUUUCCUGAUUAUUAUCGUGAGAUUGACCAACGUUGACAAUGUAAAAUAUAAGUUUAGAAUUUAUCAUAGACUACUUAGCCAUCCAUAGUAGUUAAAUAAUUAAUUACUAAGGAAUUUUUAAUUAAUUAUUUGAAAACUUGAAAGGCCUCAAUAAAAGCCCCUUUUUUAAAUAAUUUACGCGCAUUAAUAAGAAACAGAUUGGGAGAGGAAACCAGCGGUUGGUUGGAGAGAAAAUUAAAAAAAAAAAAAAGAAGAAGAGAGAAAGAGAGAAACUCUCUGGAAUUUUCUUUCCUUUGAGGACCAGGAAUCCCAAUCCCCAAGGGACCGCCUGGUUUUCCUUUUUCUCCUCUUACUUCUUUGUUUUUGUUGUCUUUGCUUUCCUCUCAAUAAAUACAUUCACCCUUACAAUUCUCUUGGGUCUUCUCUCCUCCUCUUCUCCCCAAAUUCGUCAACAAACGAAUCGAUUCUGCGAUCGCGUUCUUAAUUCCGUUUCCAAAACAGAGGAUUGAGAUCGUAAUGGCGGAAGAGCAUCGCUGCCAGCCACCGCAACUAUGCGUUAAUAACUGCGGCUUUUUCGGAAGUCCGACGACGCAGAAUUUGUGUUCCAAAUGCUACCGUGACUUGCAGCUCAAGGAACAACAGGUGCUCGCGCUCAACCAAACUUUGAUCUCCUCCUCUUCUUCUCCCUCUUCCUCAUGUCUAGAAGGAGGCGGCGCCGAACAUGACGUGCCGGCGGCGCCGUCGGCAGGGGCGCAUGCAAACAAGUGCAUGACGUGCCGGCGGCGCGUAGGGUUGACGGGGUUCCAGUGCAGGUGCGGGAUGACGUUCUGUGGGACCCACAGGUACCCGGAGCAGCACGCGUGCGGGUUCGACUUCAGAGGGAUGGGAAAGGAGCAGAUCGCCAAGGCCAACCCGGUCGUCAAGGCGGAUAAGCUGCAGAAGAUCUGAGAGGAGGCGGCCGUCAAUAUCGUUAUUGUCGCGGUUGUAAUGGUCAUUUUACUUUUCGUGGUUUGGGAAAUUUGGGUCGGGUCGGGGUUGGUUGGCGAGUGGUGUGGGAGCGAUAAUGCUGUUGCUUGGUCUCUGUAAAUAUUUAAUCAUAAUUUAAUGGUUUCUGGUUUUAUUCUUUGA
Messenger RNA from Malus domestica (apple), 1148 nucleotides. Its product is annotated as zinc finger A20 and AN1 domain-containing stress-associated protein 4. Lineage: Eukaryota; Viridiplantae; Streptophyta; Magnoliopsida; Rosales; Rosaceae. Gene Ontology annotation, molecular function: zinc ion binding; DNA binding. The record is from RefSeq and is a predicted model, not a curated record.